UGUGUAGUGGCUUUUGGAACGCCUCCGUUUACUAGGGCGGGCCUUUUCUGUGUCGCUGCUACAGGGAUACCAAGAUGGAAAUCCAGGGGCUUUCUAGUGCCCAAAACAUUCACUCUCAACAUGGCGCCCUACACGCAACCACUUUGUCUCCACUGCGAUCAGCGACAGGGUCGAUACCUCGUUUUAUUUCCACCGAAAAUGAAGCGGAUACACUGUUGGAGUUGCCGGAGCCACACAGUGACGACAACAACAACGACACCAGGCCGAGGACAUCACCGUUUCACCUAUCGGCGGAAGAUGGCAGCGGAGGAGCGGCUUGUUCGCCUGUACCAACCGACAAAACCAAUUUACCGGGCAACGGACCCAAUCUUGGACUUUAUAACGUGAACACGGAGAAAGAAAAUGAGCUCGACGCAUUGCUUGGUUCGCAGGAGUUUAUAAGGACUGCAUGGAAACAUGGGGCAGAAAGUGGGGAGACUGUGAUGCAAAUGGCGCUGCCUCUGUUUGAAGGGGAAGAAGACCCGAUGCCGCCGCAGCGGAACUUAACGUUGCCGUGUCCAGUUUUACGGCAGCAGCAGCGUGAGGACUGCGCCUUCAAGCAGCUCUCACCGGCCAGCUACAGCGCUACUGCGCCGCCGGGGAGCUUCAACACGUUAAACAGGGCCGAUGAAACCACCCAGGAACUAUAUGUUGUGUUUAAUGUCGUUCAAGAGGAUGGCAACGGUGAAGCAAGCAAACACCGACCGGAUGUGUCCUCUGAAUGCGUCGAUCAAAUGAAAGGUAAACACCCUUUAGAGUGCUCUAACGUUACAGCAAGUCCCUGUGGCUCAAUGGAGGUGGCUAACAGCAGUGAAGCUAAUGACAACUUGAACUGUAUUGAUACCCAGGCCCUGAAAAAACCUCACCAUGUUUUCAAUUUACUAAGCGACAACUGUAACGUGACAGAUGCUAAACAGUCUGUCUUUCGCCACACCGUCGAAGACGUUGUUCUGACAAACAAAUAUGGCGAUAAGAUUUGUGGCCAGAUUUGUACCGAAAACAAUGAAAGUAAACUGGUCAGGGAGCUUUCGUCGCACUCUCGCAUUGACGAGAGCAGUGCCUUGAUUUUAAGGAACUCUGGUGUCGAGGAAGCCAUGGACACCUCGGACUUCAUUGCAGACUCAACGGGGUUGCAGGACAGUGCAAACCCUGACACGGCCUCCGCUAGUCCGCCUGCCAGUGAAACCUUUUCCGGGACUAUCACAAUAAACAACCAAAGCAUCAUAGUGACCAUAGAAAACGGCAUCCUGACUCUCGCUGCCCCGCCAGAGGGAUAUGUACACAAAGAGGAUGACAUGGUCAGCUUAAAGGAGCACCUAGGCAUGAAAGACCAUGAGGACAUUGUCCUUCUCAACUAUGACAGUGGGACUAAAUCCAUCGGGAAGAUCAGCACGCUGACGGUAUCCAGCUCCAGCCAGCAGGAAGAGCAGCGGCUGGGUCUGUCUGUGAGUGACUCUGAGUUGGCUCUGGUGGAUGACUGCUCAUUAUCAGAGCUGGCCACUUCUCUGGACUCCUGCCCCAUCAUCAAGCAGGAGGCAGGGGCUCUGUGUGCUGUAACAGAGGUUGAUCUGGUCACCCCGUCCCCCAAAGCCGCUGUGGCAGACUGUGACAGUGGGGACUUCCAGUGUGUACCACUAAUACGGUCCAAGAAAGAGACUGUAGCCUCUUUUGGGUGCCCUGAACCAGGCUGCUGCUGUACAUUUGAUACACGUCAGAAACUUAAGGUUCACCUUCUGAACCAUGCCGAGGACCCACGGCCCUACCAGUGCAUUGUAGAGGGCUGCGGCUGGGCUUUUGCCACCUCUUACAAGCUGAAGCGGCAUCUUCAGUCCCAUGAGAAGCAGCGGCCACACACCUGUCAGUUUGAAGGCUGUGGGCGGCGUUUCACCACCGUCUACAACCUAAAGGCUCAUGUUAAAGUCCAUGAGCAGGAUAAUUCCUUCAUCUGCGAGAUCUGCAGUGAGAAGUUUCGCAGUGCUACACGACUCACCAAUCACCAGAGGGUCCACUUCGAGCCACAGAGGCCCCACAAGUGUGAAUUCCCAGGCUGUGAGAAAACCUUCAUCACCUUCAGUGCCCUGUUCUCCCACAAUCGCACUCACUUCAGGGAAACGGGCCACUUCACCUGCACCUACCCAGGCUGCGACAAGACCUAUGACAAGGCCUGUCGCCUCAAAAUCCAUCUGAGGAGUCACACUGGUGAGAGGCCAUUUGUCUGUGACUCGGAGGGCUGUGGCUGGUCCUUCACCAGCAUGUCCAAGCUGCUCCGACAUAAACGGAAACAUGAUGAUGACCGUCGCUUUGUCUGUACAGAGGAGGGUUGUGGGAAAUCCUUCACCCGGGCAGAGCACCUCAAGGGUCACAGUAUCACCCACCUGGGCACCAAACCCUUCCAGUGCCAUGCAGAAGGCUGUAAUGCCAAGUUCUCAGCACGCAGCAGCCUGUACAUCCACUCCAAGAAGCAUAAGCAGGACGCCAGCACCCUGAGGACACGCUGUCCUGUGGCCAACUGCUCCAAACACUUCUCAUCCCGCAGCAGCCUGAAGAGCCAUGUGCUCAAACACCACCACCUCAGUCCUGAUGUUCUGAGCCAGAUGGAGACCACGCCCACCCUGACCCCCAGCAGCGAGCUCAUCAGCUCCACCCCAACAACAGUUGCCGGGCCUUGUAUUGCCGGGGGCGACCAUCUGACCAACCUGGACUUGAGCUCCCUGUUCUCGGCUGUGCCUGGCAGCGCUGCCCCCCCGGCUCGCUCUAACGGCACCUUCACCAUGGACCUGUCCCUGGUCAGCUCAGGCAUCCUCACCAUCGACCCCUCCUCCGUCGCCUCCACACUGGCUGCUGGUGCUAGCACCACGCUGGCCAAAGCUGUGGACCCCCUCAUCCUGGCAGCCAGUGCUGACCUGGGCCCCCACCCCGCUUUGGAAGGAACAGUGGGGGACGUCCUGCCCCCCCAGGGCACUCUCAACCUUGAUGAUGUGCAGACGGUUGUCCCAGAGGCCUUGGGAGCCCUGAGCGCUCUCAGCAUGCAGCAGCCACUCAGCGCCCUGAGCGUGGAGCCCCCCCCAUCGCUGGCAGCGGCCCCCGUCGCAGAGCUGCUGGCCUCGCCCUGCAAAGUGGUGGAGGUGGGGGGCCAGAGGGCAGCUGGGCCUCUGCUGAGCUGUGUGGAGGGGCUGGGACCUCAGGAGGGAGGAAAAGUCCUGAGCCAGUUUGUGUUCCCCGGUCCCAGCAGCAGCUUCAGCCCCCAGAAGGAGCAGGAUGACAGCGCCGCGUCAGCAGGCAGCUUCCUGGAGAGUGGAGGCUCCGCCAGGACUGACUACAGAGCCAUCCAGCUGGCCAAAAAGAAGAAGCAAAGAGGUCCUUCAGCAUCCUCUGGGACUUCAGGAUUGAGUCAGAGAAAAAGUAAAGGAGUAAAGGCGCCGAUGGCUCCCUCUGGUGUUGGUUAUGGUGAAGGAACUGCCGCAGCCAAUGGGGGCCUGACUCUGCGGGACCCCGUCACCGGCGCCCAGUACGUCCACAUUCAGCUGCUGCAGGAUGACCCAGCCAGCGACGGAGACCUGGCCUUCCAGCUGAGCUCGCAGCCCUCCAGCUCCCACUCUCAGCUCACUGCCGACCUGCCGGUCAACAUCCUACAGGAAGCUUCAGUGAUGACUGAGGACGACAACGGCUCGGACAACUCCCAGUUCACAGGAAGCACAAUCAACCUGCAGGACCUGGAGUGAGCGCUG
This is a messenger RNA of Perca flavescens (yellow perch), 3767 nucleotides long. RefSeq names its product zinc finger protein ZXDC. The transcript has 10 exons. The record is from RefSeq and is a predicted model, not a curated record. Gene Ontology annotation, molecular function: transcription coregulator activity. Gene Ontology annotation, biological process: regulation of transcription by RNA polymerase II. Bases 75 to 3761 code for a protein of 1228 amino acids. Gene Ontology annotation, cellular component: nucleus. Lineage: Eukaryota; Metazoa; Chordata; Actinopteri; Perciformes; Percidae.